ACUUCUGAAAAUUCCAAUCAUCAUAUUAUAUCUUCUCUUUGUUUUUCCUCUUUAAAAAGAAAGAAACCAAAAAUUCCAACUUGCUUUUGUUCUGUUUUCCCCUUUCAUCACUGUCUUUCAAUCAAACAAAACAAAGAGCAGCAAGUGAAGCCAUAAUGGAGAUCGGAAAAGUCAUGGAAAGCACAGAAGAGGGUUCUUUCUCUUCAUCAAAUAUGAGGCAGAGAAAUGUUUCCUCACCAGCAAGAUCUCCUGUGGCUAAGAAGAUUGCAAAUCCAGACAUACACACCCCUCAGGAAACUAAAGAAAAAUCAAACGAACAAGUCUCAACACUUCCGGUAAUUAAAAACCGGAGUAAGUGGACAACUCGAAUCAUAGUUGAGUGGAUUGUAUUUGUUUGUUUGUCAGGAUGUCUUAUUGCUAGCUUAACUGUACAUAUAUUUAAAAACCAUGUGAUUUGGGGUUUGGAAUUAUGGAAAUGGUGUAUGCUAGUUCUGGUUUCUUUUUGCAGUGGAAUUUUCACUAGAGGGAUGAUGAAUGUUGUUGUCUUUCUGAUGAGGGGGAAGUUUGCUCAAAAGGAGAUGGUUAUAUAUGUUGUUUAUGGACUAAGGAAGAGUGUUAGGUUUUUUGUGUGGCUGAGUUUGGUUCUUCUCACUUGGGUUCUAUUGUUUGAUAGUGGGGUUAAGAGACCAAAGAAAACCACAAGGAUUCUAAACUAUAUUACGAAGACUCUAUCCUCUUCUCUUUUUGGGGCAUUUUUAUGGCUGUUUAAAACUACUGUUGUGAAACUAUUAGCUAUUAAGUUCCAGGGCAAAAGAUUCUUUGACGAAAUUCAAAAAGCAAUCCUUCAACAGCAUAUAGUUGACAUGCUCAAGACCUUACAGGACCAACGUGAUACAGUAUUCAUUGUCAGGUGGAUUUCCAAAUUUCCAAAUUGGUUAAGGGAAAUGAUGACCUCUGCAUGGACGAUGGAAGGGAUAGAUGUCAUAAGAGGUUCAAGGUUGAAUAUUCCGCCUUCAGGUGAAAUUUUUGACAAAAUUAUAGAACAUCCGAAGAUUGAAGAUCAGAAGACUGAUAACAAUGCAGUUGAAAACGGGGAUCCUGAAGGUGGCCAGAAAGAAAAAGUGGAGCGUAUUGACAAGAAGCGCCUCUUAUCUUUCUUUGAACAAGAUAAUGAAGCUAAGGAAGUUCUUGAAAAAUGGUUUAAAGAUGUUGAAUCAAGUGAAGGGAUCAUCAACAAAUCAGCUUUUCAGAAGUGGCUGGCAAAUGUCUGCAGUGAACGUGAUAAACUAGCAUCUAGGUUGAAUGAUUACAAAACAGCCAUAGAAGAGCUCGACAGGCUUCUCUCUGCGAUCAUGUUUGUAGUUAUCAUUAUUGUCUGGUUACUUAUGAUGGGAAUUUUAAAAACAAGAGCACUUCUCUUGAUUUGUUCUCAACUUGUGCUAGCGGCAUUCAUGUUUGGUAACUCUCUGAGGACCGUAUUUGAGGCCAUCAUAUUUGUAUUUGUGAUUCAUCCUUUUGAUGUCAGUGAUCGUUGUAUCAUAGAUGGAGUACAGAUGGUUGUUGAAGAGAUGAAUCUCCUGACAACAGUCUUUGAAAGAUAUGAUAAUGAGAAAAUAUACUAUCCAAAUUCAGUUCUGGCUACAAAACCCAUCACCAACUUUUAUAGGAGUGAAAAGUUUAUUGGUGAUACUGUAGAGUUUGCCAUCGAUGUUUCCACCCCAGCAGCCCUAAUUAGAAAUCUUCAAAAAGAAAUUGAAAGCUACAUGAGUACGAGCACGGAUUGGAAUAAAAAACCAGAACCCCGCGUGUUCGUUAAGGACUUUGAUGAUGCAAAUGGGAUCAAAAUGAUUAUCUAUUUUGAUCACGGUGCAAACUUCCAGAAAUAUCUGGAUAUUAGGAACAAACAGAGAUCUGAGUUGAUCUUAAAUCUGAAAGAAAUUAUGGAACGACUUGAAAUCAAAUAUCACAUUGUGUCUGUCCGUGCAAUUGAAAAAAAGUUGGCAUGAGCUUCUGCUCGAUUGUUGUCCUUUUUUUUUUGGGGGGUACAUGUUGUCCUUUUCUUUUUGUUUCCGUAGAAGUUCUACUUUCUUUGUUUGGAAAUAUUUGCUGUAAUUUCAUCAGUACUCACUCCCCUGUUAUUCACUCUUAAAACUUUGAUGAUGGUUGAGUCAAUUGUAGUCCUCAGACUCCCUGUUCUAGUG
This is a messenger RNA of Rubroshorea leprosula, 2201 nucleotides long. The record is from the annotation of a GenBank genome assembly. NCBI's taxonomy places the organism in Eukaryota, Viridiplantae, Streptophyta, Magnoliopsida, Malvales, Dipterocarpaceae.